This is a messenger RNA of Aplysia californica (California sea hare), 1530 nucleotides long. RefSeq lists its product as uncharacterized. The transcript has 3 exons. Bases 632 to 997 code for a protein of 121 amino acids. Lineage: Eukaryota; Metazoa; Mollusca; Gastropoda; Aplysiida; Aplysiidae. The record is from RefSeq and is a predicted model, not a curated record.
AGCCCCAGGGCAGGCAGGCAGUUUCUCUUGUGUUUACAUCUCCUGUAACAAGUGUAACCGCUCAAGCGUGGAAUGUUUCCAGACAGGGAACUGUUUCAUUCUCAGUCGCUUCUGACUCUGAUUCGUUGGAAAGGUCUUGAUUCUGCAGACAUAGAUCUAGAUAGAUUCUGCAUUUAAAUUGGCAGGGAGGUUGUUUGUUAUCCUGAAAUACUCUGGUAAUUUUCCAUUGAUGGAUGAAUAGAGGGUCACCAUGUCAUGUUGACCGCAUACCGACGACAGCAAACAGCCACACUCACGUCAAGAGAUCUGGAUCUUGACCCAGUUCAAACAAAUAAUAAAAAUCUAGAUCAAGGCCAGCAGGUGAUUCAGAUCGUUUGGACCGAGCCGUUUCCUUUAAACACUGCAUCAAGUUGGUGGAGAAACGGAUGAAGUCAUUCUCGGAAUAUCGCCCCAGCCUCAAGUAAGGGGGUCUCAGUAUCCAGGGCGUGACCCACCACUCCGUGCUGUGGCUCCAGAUCUCGGCGGUGGCGGACCCGCAGGAAGUGCAGGGAGUCCUUUGUCAGACAACAGCGAUUUUGCAGUUGAUGGCACCGGAGAGAUAGAAACAUCCGACAACGCCUCGGAGGUAGUUAUGCCAGGCACUCCUGAGCCUGUGACCUUGAUCAGGAGGAAACGUUUGUCUGUUAAAGACAAAUCUACACCAGACCCAGCGAGCCGAUCGUCGUCAUCGGAGGGAUCAGGUCAUGACAACAAGGCCGCCACACGACUGAACAUGAUACUGGGGCUGGUGAUCCCCGUCAGCUGCCUCCUCCUCAUUGUCCUCAUCAUCUUCAUCUCCUGCAAGCUCAACGACAGGUACCAGUGCAUCCGAUGUCAGGACCAGGACGGCUGCCUCUACAAGUGCGUGACCUUCUGCAACGACAAGUGCUGUGCUCCGUACAACAAGCCAGUGCAGGAGAAGCAGUAUGUGCGCGUUCACCUAAAAAAUGUGAUAUAAUAUGAUCCCUGGCUGAUGUGUAUGGUGUACCACUGUGUAUAUAUUGUGUGAAUAAGCUGUGUUUGGACAUGACAGUUCUGCUGCUGCUUCUUCGUCUUCAAGUGGCUGAUCUGAAACUUGACAUCGAAAGUCGUGUUUGAUACAGAAGAGUUAUGGUGCUAUCGGUACCUACUAGAUUUUAUGUUGUACUUCGAAAGUUUUGCACUUAAAGACCUAUUGGGAGGCAUUCAGCAGUUUGAGAGGUGGUUAGGUGUGUAGUGUGAUGAAAUGAAGUUUGGAAUUCUGGACAAGACAGUGAAGAAUGAAAGGACGACUGCUCGGUUACAUGAUGGUUGUUUAUUGACUGGCCGUUGUGAAGCUACUUACCAGAGCUGGAACUCUCUUUAUUUUAUCUGAAACAAAAGAUGUGUCACUUUGGUAAAAGGGAGAUUACUCGUAAAAUACUCGUGAUAUUCCUUUCAGUUAACCCCCGUUUGUAUCAAAUCAUGACACUUCUUCCUCCUUAAAAAUAUUACCAUCACUAAAAAAAAAAA